CACUCUUGCUCACACUCCUCUCUGCAUCACAGCUCACCAGACUGUCCUGUUCCUCAAGGACACAGCUUGGAGGCUGCUUUAACUGUGUGGUUAUAAGGAUGAGGUGCGUCACAGUUGUGCUGUGUAGCACUGUGCUGCUAAUGCAGCUGAUGAUGACCAGCUCACAAACUGCAGAUGAUUCAGCCAUUGGUGACUGUUCUCAGCUGGAUUCAUGUGAUCGAUGCACCAACGGAGAUCCUGCCCUCAAUCAGACACGCUGUAUUUGGAGAAGCUGUGACAAUGAUAAUGACACAAGAUGCAUAUCUGACACAGAAGACACUGGAGACUGUGCUGUGUACAAUGACACAAGCUCCUGCCCAAUUAGCGGGAGCGUUGAUGACAGUGGCUCAGACGACUCUUCAGGCUCGACACCAGAGUUUUCUCAGGCAUCAUUUGACCUGUCCAGCUUCAUAGGUGGGAUUAUACUUGUGUUGUCACUCCAAGCUGGGGCCUUCUUUGCUCUGCGCUUCCUCAAGACAAAAGACAGCUCCUAUGAGACCAUUGACCAACCCCAGUGAGGAGGACAAACAGCAAGGUAGAGAGAACAAAUAUGGAAGAACUGAACAGCAAGAGAUGAGAAAAGAUCGGAAGAAGCGGCCGAGGAAUCAGAGGCAAGAGUUGACAGAGCAAAUCCUGGCGCUCUUUUUAAGGCCCUCACUUAUUUGUUUGAUUGUUUGCUUGUUUUUUGUAUUUCCAUAUGCUUCCAUAUGAUCGUUUGCUUGUUUAAAAACCCUUGCAUUAUUAUUUUACGCCUCCUAUCUUCAAUAGAUCUUAGGUUUGUUUUAAUUGGUUUGUCAGCUUGAGUGAAUUUUUUCCAAUUCUGGUUCUAAGGUUGAUAAUUAAACGAAAGUCAGUAAAUCAUAAAUACAAUAUUGUGUAUAAUAAAUAUAUACAUAAUAAAUUAA
Messenger RNA from Hemibagrus wyckioides, 944 nucleotides. It is a transcript of the gene cd164l2, whose product is annotated as CD164 sialomucin-like 2. The record is from RefSeq and is a predicted model, not a curated record. Lineage: Eukaryota; Metazoa; Chordata; Actinopteri; Siluriformes; Bagridae. The transcript is spliced from 7 exons. Gene Ontology annotation, cellular component: cytoplasmic vesicle. Bases 99 to 557 code for a protein of 152 amino acids.